AUGACAGUGAAAAGCGGGAAGAGUCGGGUUGCUUGCGCUGCGUGCAAGUAUCAAAGAAGAAAAUGCACUCCACAGUGUGUUUUAGCUUCUUAUUUCCCAGCAGAUCAGCCGAAAAAGUUCCAAAACGCGCAUCGUCUCUUCGGGGUACGCAACAUCAUGAAAAUUUUGGAGCAAUUGGAGGAUGAAGAUCAAAAAGCUGAUGCCAUGAAAUCUAUAAUUUUCGAAUCUGAUAUGAGGGAAAAGUUUCCUAUCUAUGGUUGUGUGGAGUGUAUUUCUUAUCUUCGCCAACAGUUGCAGCUUGCCUUACAAGAACUUCAGUAUGUAUACACUCAGCUUGAUAUCUAUAGACAACAAAAUUUAGCACUAAUUUCUUCUAGUGAAAAUUCUGUUGGCAAUGGGAUGUUCAUGGUCCCAUUCUUCUCUAGUACUGAAGGUGAGUCCAGUACUGAAGGAAUCACAUAUCCUGAUUUUGAUAUGUCAAAUGAGCUUAGUAGUCAACUGUCUGCUUAA
Messenger RNA from Lycium ferocissimum, 510 nucleotides. RefSeq names its product LOB domain-containing protein 27-like. The transcript has a single exon. The record is from RefSeq and is a predicted model, not a curated record. The coding region runs from base 1 to 510 and encodes 169 amino acids. NCBI's taxonomy places the organism in Eukaryota, Viridiplantae, Streptophyta, Magnoliopsida, Solanales, Solanaceae.